UCUCUCAGUUUCGGUCUUUUAUUUUGCUCCCGGUCCUGUAUUUUUUCUCAUUGAAUGAACUUCUCGGUAGAUAUGGCCUCCCUCAAAACUGAUGCUCUUCAGACAGCCGAAUUUCAAGACUAGAUGUAGGUUGACUUCUACAAGCUGUCUCCUUCCUUCCUUCAGAAGACAGCAAAUAGUGUUGUUUUAGUGACGGGAACAUUUUAUGGAAGUAAUUCCUUUAGUUUCUAUCCCGAAUUUAUAAAGAUGAUUAAUUACCUGCACAUCCUUUCAGAGCUUUAUUUCCCCAGAAAAACUAAAUGUGUCGAAAAAUUGUUUAUUUAAAGAUUUCAUCUAAGGAAAAAGAUACCCCCACACAAAUGAAAUUAGCUUUAUUAUAAAUAACUUAGACCUAACUGCUGUGAGGGUUUUAAGAAGACGGGAGGAAACUUGAGUCAUAGCCUCCUGGGUCAGCCUCCCAGUGAAGUGCAAUCAGCUGAUUGAAGAAUUCCUAUAUAUCUGCCGUCAAGGAGCUCUGCUGAGUCUUCUGUAGAGGAGGGGUGACAGAGACUGAACCCCCAGAGGGGACUAUUCUACUCCAAGAAAACAGCCAUUGGGGAGCCCUAAAUGGCGAAUGGGAUGACAUCGCUAUGCUCUAUGUUUGGGUUGGGAACUAUGCCAGGUUUUAGAUACCGAACAAAGAUGUUGCUAUGUUUACAUUCGAUUGCUUGAACUACAGUUAAUAUAGACCAUCUUUCAUCUACAAAAACAAUGAGAAAGAAAAUGAGUUCUGUCGCUGUAAAGUCUGAAGGAGACAUAUGAUCACAUUUACAGACUUUACACGUUUUUCAUACUUCUGUGGUAAACUCUGCUGCGCUAUAUUCAUCUCUACAAGUACACAAGCAUGGAGAAUGCCAGCAAAUUCGAGAAUCCAACCAAUAUUUCGCUUGCUGGCAGUGACCUUGUACUAAGCCUCAUUGAAUACAAGACCAUUUCAGUAUUUCUUGUUCUGCUGAUUUGUGGCAUUGGCAUCAUUGGCAACAUAAUGGUGGUACUGGUAGUGUUCAAAACCAAGGAUAUGCGGACCCCAACAAACUGCUACCUGGUUAGCUUAGCUGUUGCAGAUCUUAUGGUUCUGGUGGCCGCUGGGCUGCCAAAUGUCUCAGAAAGUCUAACAGGAACAUGGAUCUAUGGACAUGCCGGAUGUCUUGGGAUUACCUAUUUCCAGUACUUGGGAAUCAAUGUAUCCUCUUGCUCCAUCACAGCCUUUACUGUUGAGAGGUACAUUGCUAUCUGCCACCCGAUGAGGGCCCAGACAGUCUGCACUGUAUCCCGAGCUAAGAGAAUCAUUACCAUUGUUUGGAUUGCAACGUCCAUCUAUUGCAUGCUUUGGUUCUUCCUGGUGGACAUCAAUGUUAGUGAGGACCAACAGGUCAUGUGUGGCUACAAGGUGUCCCGCAAUCUCUACCUUCCAAUUUACCUCCUGGAUUUUGCCAUCUUCUUUGUCACCCCUCUGUUUGUGGCUACAGUUCUAUAUGGACUGAUUGCCAGGGUUCUCUUCCUGGGACCCAUUCCCCAACGUGUUGAUACUGCAACUGAACGUUGGAGAGAAAAGAGUGUGAAGGAAAAAAACGGCACAGAUACAGAUGGUAAAACACCAAAUCGACCUCGAACCAAAGGAGCAAUUUCAUCUCGAAAGCAGGUCACCAAAAUGUUGGCAGUUGUUGUCAUACUAUUUGCUUUGCUCUGGAUGCCCUAUCGAACCCUUGUACUUGUGAACUCCUUCAUGGAUGUCCCGUACCAGAAUGCCUGGUUUAUUCUGUUCUGCAGACUGUGCAUCUAUACCAACAGUGCCAUUAACCCAAUCAUUUAUAAUCUCAUGUCACAGAAGUUCAGAUGUGCCUUCAAAAAGCUCUGCAAGUGUGGAGAGGUGGAGACUCCCCGACGCAGUUUGUACAUAGCCCAGACAAACUACAGCAUGGUGAAAGACAACGUCACUACCUGCCAGGAGACAAAAGCCACAAAGCCAGAGAAAACAGAAGAACAACCAAAAGACAUUACAGUUCAGAAACCAUCUAGCAAACCAGCCAGCAAAGAAGAAAUUUACUUUAGUGUAGUGUGACUUUAAUGGUCAUUGAUGGGAUGUGCAGAAAAAGGGGAAAUGACUACAUUCUGCUCUCAUAGUAUGACAAGGAGUCAUGGGUUUAUUAACUUGCAUCAUUUUAUUUUCAAUAUUUACACGACAUUAUUGUUGACUACUUUAUUGCUGCAAAGAUUUUACAGAAGGCCCUUCUGAUAUGUUCUAAAAUAAAAUACAUUACCACUACACAGCUUAACAAUCAGCUGCAGUUUCCAAUAUUUCUGUAAUAUCUGGUUUGCUGAUCCUUGUAUAUUUUUAAAUGAUGAGUGGUUACCUAGCUUAAACUGCAGACUAAAUCCUAUAUAUAGCACCACUCUGUAAAUAUUUAGAGACUCUUCAGUGUGUUUUAAUGGCAGGAAAAUAGAACUGGAAAGAGGGAUCUGCAGGUUUGAAUCCCAGUGCAGGCACUCCAACACCGAGUAAGUUGGAACAAAAUUGUCAAAGCCUUUUGCUGUAGAACAGAGGAUUAACUUCAACACAUGUAACAUGGGAACUGUAGAACUGUGAGAUAAUGCUGCUUUAAGAACCUUAAUCCAUGAAUCAGUGUGUUGUCAUAUGUUAACAAGAUUAAAUGAGGAAAAGAAAUGUUUGCUAGAGGUCUCUUAGCUCCCAGAAUCCAAGUAUGACUCUUUCCAUUUGUUAAUACUGUCAGGUGAUAAUUUGCAGCUCAGUGCAUUAUACAGAUGUAUCUCUUUUGCACAUGUAUCACUGUUAUUAAGUUUCUGUCAUGUAUGCAGUUACUGCAGUUGUCAUUCAUUCUGUCUGAGCACCAUUUGUCUUCCAUAUCUGUAUCAGCCAUUCUAGCUGUUUGACUAUUUAGCUUUUGCAUAUUCUUAAUACUGGUUUAUCUAUCUUGCUGUCACCACAGAAAGCAAAAAUAAAACUCAACAAGCAUUAUAUUACUGUUACAUGAAACAAUGCAAACAGGUUUAGAAACAAUUAAUAAAUACAGGUCUUUGUCUCUUACAAGUUGAGAUUAGCAUUUUGCUAUUUUAGCUCAUUACAACUCCAAAAUAUGAUAUUGACUGGAAGGGCAAGAAUUAAUAAUAAUAUGCAGAGGCAGGGAUUAUGAUGGACGUUUUCUCACAAAGUUAAGUUAAACAGAAUGCAAGGUACCAUGAGAAAUAUGAACAAACCACAUACAGCACUGGUUUCACAAUGAUUCACUGUGUUAAAUCCACAUGAAGCUACCCUAGGACAAACACUGCUGGCUGAAGCCUUGUCUAGAUGUAAAAUAUAUAAACAGCAUUUUUGAAGGGGGAGGCUAGACCUCAUGCACAGUGCUGUAUACUGGACUUAGUAUAUAUAAGUAAGGGGGUGUUGAAGAGAGGAGGCUAGACACCAUGCACUAUCCUAUAUACUGAGACUUAGUAUAUAUAAGUAAGGGGGUGUGGAGGACAAAGUCCACAGUAAAACAACUUCAAAAAACAUUGAAAAGCACAGAAACAUAUGAAUCAGUGAUGGUGCUAUGUCACAAAUAGUAUCAACAAUAGCUUCUAUGAAAAAAGUACAAAUGUAUAUGAAUGUACUAUAAUAGUAGAUAUCUUGAGCAAAUAACAGUGCAACAGGAAUUAUGCUGGGACUUGAUGUUGAUUUCCAGAGAGCACCUUUCUCAUGCUCUCUCUCUCUCCAUGCUGAGUGGAAGUCCACCUCUUGGGGAUAUAAAUACAUUCUCUAUAUAACUCUGGCACACACUCAUGCCAUUUUAGUGCUUUCUUUCCAAGGAGCCUUACAGCCUAUUCAGUCUACUUAGUCCUGGACUUGGUCAUAAGAAGCCUAACUAAGAAGGUAUAUCCAAUGAACAUGUCUGGACUAUGAAUUUAGAAAAAUAGGGUUCCUUACGACUAUACAGACUUGAUUAGGCCUGAGGCACUGAUAAGAGAAAGAGGGGAAGGGUUAGUUACAUAGAGUCCGAGUAUCCCAGACCCAGGAUUCCCAGGGAAGAGAUUCAGAGAUGAUGGGAGGAAAAACAACACUACAACAGUGAUAUACUUGAAAUUCUACUAUUAUGGUUCAUCCCUAUACGACUAUACUAGGGUCUUUGAAUAGAUCACUGUUGUAUUCAUAAUUACAAUGAUUCCUCGAGGUGAGAAACAGUAGAAAAAUGGAUGAACUGAUCUGGGUGAGUUGUAACAUUCCCUGAAAAAUGAGUGUAGCAAAUCCAGCCAUUGCGCUUGAAGCAAUAUCUAGCCUGUAGUCUUUAGAAAAGUAUCAACUGAAGAUCGGGUAGCAGCAUUUAGGGUGCACUGAGCAGUCAGACUGCCAAAAAGGUCUACAGCAAUUGCAAUGGCUCUAGUGCUGUGGGCCAUUACAGACCCUUUCAGUCUUUUCCUGUGAUGAAGAUAAACAGUAAUACAGCUGGCCAGCCGUUUUAAAUUGUUUGCUUGGAGACUGGAUUUCCUUCCUUCCUGGCUGCAAAGGACACAAACAGAUGAUCCAAAGUUCUGAUGUUUUUGGUCUUAGUUAGACAACACUUCAUUUGUGUGUGUCCAUCUAGUAAGUGUAUCAUCUGUUGCACAGCAAGCCCCAUUUCAGAGCAACAGCAAGAGCACCAUUCUAGUGAGUGCACAGCUGCAAUUAGGUGUGUGUGUGUGUGUGUGUGUGUGUGUGUGUGUGUGUGUGUGUGUGUGUGUG
Protopterus annectens (West African lungfish) is the source of this 4753-nucleotide messenger RNA. RefSeq names its product thyrotropin-releasing hormone receptor-like. The transcript has 4 exons. Gene Ontology annotation, molecular function: thyrotropin-releasing hormone receptor activity. Gene Ontology annotation, biological process: phospholipase C-activating G protein-coupled receptor signaling pathway. The record is from RefSeq and is a predicted model, not a curated record. Gene Ontology annotation, cellular component: membrane. NCBI's taxonomy places the organism in Eukaryota, Metazoa, Chordata, Ceratodontiformes, Protopteridae. The coding region runs from base 884 to 2101 and encodes 405 amino acids.